Messenger RNA from Acanthisitta chloris (rifleman), 1263 nucleotides. RefSeq names its product motile sperm domain containing 1 (gene MOSPD1). Bases 105 to 758 code for a protein of 217 amino acids. The transcript is spliced from 5 exons. The record is from RefSeq and is a predicted model, not a curated record. Gene Ontology annotation, cellular component: cytoplasm. NCBI's taxonomy places the organism in Eukaryota, Metazoa, Chordata, Aves, Passeriformes, Acanthisittidae.
GAAUUGCCAAAAUGCUUUGGAAUUCUUAAACGAUUCAAAAACUGAAGUCUCUGAGGAUACAAAAUCAUAAGAACACGAGAAGCAGCAAGGAGGAUUCAGUGCCAAUGCAGCAACAAAAAAGACAGCCAGAGUUAGUGGAAGGAAAUCUUCCUGUUUUUGUUUUUCCUACAGAACUUAUAUUUUAUGCAGAUGACCAGUCGACACACAAGCAGGUGUUGACUCUAUAUAACCCCUAUGAGUUUGCCUUAAAAUUCAAAGUUCUUUGUACAACUCCAAAUAAAUAUGCGGUGGUUGAUGCUACUGGUGCAGUGAAGCCUCAGUGCUGUGUUGAUAUUGUGAUUCGUCACAGAGAUGUUCGAGCUGCUUACUAUGGUGUGAUAGAUAAAUUCCGUCUACAAGUAUCUGAGCAGAGCCAGAGGAAAGCAUUAGGGAAAAAGGAGAUUAUUGCUACUCUGCUUCCAUCUGCAAAGGAACAACAACAACAAAAGGAAGAGGAGGAAAAACGAAUAAAAGAACACCUGGCUGAAAGUGUCUUUUUUGAGCAGACUUUGUGUCAACCAGGUAAAAUCAGAACUGCCUCGUCGGGACCGAGUUUACUAACAGUCUUCCUCGGAGUAGUGUGUGUUGCAGCACUAAUGCUACCUACAUUGGGGGAAAUGGAAUCCCUGGUGCCUCUCUACCUCCACUUAAGUGUGAAUCAAAAGUUAGUAGCUGCUUAUGUUUUAGGUCUCAUCACCAUGGUUAUUUUAAGAACAUGAGCAACGAGUCCAUAGGAUGUCGAACACCUUACUGUAUAUUCACAUCAUGAAUGUGGACUGCCUUUUACUCCCAUUUGGCUCAUUAAGAUGCUAGCAAAGCUGUUCAGUGAUUUAAGAUACCUUCAGAAGUGUAAUAUAUUUUAACUGUAUAAUAAACGAAAGACUCAAAGCACUUUGGGUGCUUCUGUAACAGACAGCUAUGAAAUGUUCAGUGAUACCUGUGAAAAUAAUUUGAAAAACUUUUAUAUCUUAUGCCUACUGUAAAAAAAUCCUUAUUAAAGCAACAUUUGUUAUUUUUAGUCUAUGUUCACAUCAGUGCGUGAUCACUAUAAAAGCAAAACUGUCUUCUGUAAAACCUCCGUUCGGUUGUGGUUGUACUGCCGAGCUUGGCACAUAACACUUCUGUGUACAUACCAGAGGGCUGAGGGUUGUGGCUGGUCACUGGAGAGAAUGAACAAUUCCAUCAGUGAAACUAUGAAAUAAACCAUGAAUUUUAGGUAAAGAA